Molecule: messenger RNA, 2647 nt
Organism: Anolis carolinensis (green anole)
Lineage: Eukaryota; Metazoa; Chordata; Lepidosauria; Squamata; Anolidae
Gene: mtfr1
Product: mitochondrial fission regulator 1
Exons: 9
Coding region: 319-1302 (327 amino acids)
Biological process (GO): aerobic respiration; mitochondrial fission
Cellular component (GO): mitochondrion
Source: RefSeq, a predicted model, not a curated record
UCCUUCUCAAGGAGCGACGUUGAUUGGCCAGCCAUACCCGGCGGAGUUAUGCGAUUGGCUGUUCGAUGAGACGGUGUUCUGAGGGGAAAAAAUGAGCUGGAGGCUGCUGAGGUGAAGGAGAAAAGAGCCGCGCCGGCUCUAUUUUUUAAAAGGUCAAAAUGUUCCAUUGUCUAGUUCUUCUCUAUCAAUAACAUAGUAUGUGACAACAAGCUUGCAAAUGGACAAUAAACAAUUUUAACAGUGUUAUUAUGGAACAUCUGCAUCACAGCAAAUUUCGGUGGUUCAUUACCAGUUUGAAAAGGUGCUCUAUUGUUCUAGAUGAUCUACUGGACUACUUGCCUGUUUAGAGUGAUGUUAGAACAAGUGGGGUUGACUAUGGAUUUGCUUUGGUCAAGUAAGCCUUACGGCCCAAAUAGAAGUAUUGUAAGGAAAAUAGGCACCAACCUCUCACUGAUACAGUGCCCAAGGGUUCAGUUUCAGCUUACUUCUCAAUGUUCAGAAGGCAGCCAUUUUAAGCAACCAAGAGAAGAUGGAUUAGUUUCUCUUGCUGAUGUAGGAUGGGUUGCUGAAGAGGAAGGUGAAGUCUGUACUCGGCUCAGAUCAGAAAUACGGCCCAAAUCCCAAUUGUUCUGUAAAAAUGAAGACUGUUCAGGAAGAAACUCAAAUGAGCAAAUAUCAAAAAAGUCCCAGGAUAAAGAAGACUCCAAUUCUGCCAUGGCUACAAAUGAUAAAGCUUUGCAGAAGAUCAGUGAAUUAGAAAAUGAACUUGCUAGCUUAAGAGCACAAAUAGCCAAAAUUGUAAGCUUGCAAGAAAAACAAAAUUUGGUGGCAGCCGGGAUCGAUUCUGCUGCAUCAGCUUAUACCUCAGCAUUGCCAUCACCAUCACCACCACCACCGCCACCACCCCCUCCACCUCCUCUGCCACCCCCACCACCGUUUCAGCAGAGUACCAAUGCCAUUGACCUUAUUAAGGAACGCAAAGGGAAAAGAAUGAAAUCUGGUCAGACUUUACUGGAUAAUGAGCCAAAGAAGCCUGAAAUACCAAAUAUGCUAGACAUCCUCAAAGAUAUGAACAAUGUAAAACUGCGAUCAGUGAAAAGGCCAGAUGAAAGCACAAAAAGAAAAACUGACCCAACUGAUCCUGCAGCAGUAAUAGCUGAAGCUCUUAAGAAAAAAUUUGCAUAUAGGUACCGUAAUGACAGCUCAAAUAAAAAUGAAAAACAGACCACAGCCUCUGAAGCUAGGCCGUUUGGGCCACACAUGCUGAAGUCUACAGGAAAAAUGAAGACUUUGCUUGACUAGUGAAGUGUUAAGCUGAAGAAAUUUACUGCACUUCAAAAGGACUUUUUCAGGAAAUCAGUUCUUUUAUAUCUGUGAACCUGAACUGAUACGUACCUCUGGCUUCCACUAGUAUUCGUUCUAAGAUAAAGCUAAAAGCUCUGGUAUAACAAGCAUGAAACAAUAUGUUGAGUUUAUUAACACUAAUUUAUCUGUACCGGUGUCUUACAAAAUGACAUCCUUACACUUUUCUAAACACGGUGUCAUACUAUUUAUAGUUCCAGUGAAGUGGCUGGAAUGAUCUAAGACAAGUCUUCUGCACUUCAUUUUAGCUUCUUGGACUCUUUUCACUUGCAACUGCUCUAGCUACGCUGUUAUUCACUAUGAAUGAGACAGAUUUCAGUAUAUUAUUUAUUGCUCAUCAAUACAGGCUCCAACACUUAGUAUGUUUAACCAAGUGAGCUUUCAAUGAAGCAUCUUGCUUCAAUACAGGCUGCUUUGGCAACAUGCUUAUAAGCAGUAAAAUAGCUAAAGUAUAGGAUGAAGAAUAGUAAUGGCAACUUCCUUUCAGAAUGGUUAUGGUGUUACAGGAGAUCUAAAACGCUGCACAAUAUACAUUAGCAAAAUAUGGGAGACUAGGGCAGAUGAGUUUACCAGUGGAUGUAAUGUAUGCUAAACUUUGCAAAGGUACUUGAAAUGAGACUAAAGAUGACGAUAACAUAAGAUUGUAUUUUGUUCUUCCAUUUAAUGUGAGAAACCAAGGUGCUACUCAACUCAUCCUUGAUUUCUUACCAGUUUCAUCCAGCACUCUUUCUCCGUUGUUGCCAGACAUCAGGAAGGGAUUGAGCUCUAAUGAGAAUGUAAAGAGAGGGAAUGCCAUCUACUCCCUUAGUUUUAAAAAUCACUUAAGUGGCAGGUAAUUUUAGCUUCAAAACUGCACAUAAUAUUGUGCCAUACUUUGCACCAGAAAUUUUUUUUUAUAUAUGCAGCAUUUCUAGGAGCAGCUAGACUAAUACUUGUUUGAACUGCUGCCCAGUAUAGUAGGAAAAAAGAUCAGAAAAGUAUUCAAUGUUGGAAGAAGAAAAAUACUGCUUUCAGAAGAGAGAUAUUUUCAAAAUGCAACUCCUCUCAAGGCCUCCUAGUUUGUACUUUUCAACAUUUGUAUUUAGAAAUAUGUUACUUAAAUGGCUCAAAGUAUGUGGAAAAAUUGACAGGACAUUGCUAUUAACACUUAAGUGCUGUAAUGUUCCUCAAAUAUUUUAAAGCAUUCAUUUCAAAGUGUUUUAUAAAAGACGGCUUUAUGAACUAUUUCCAGUUGGAUCAUGAAAAAAGUUUAUAAUCUUGUGACUAAUAAAAAGAUUUAAGUUGA